AUGAAGUUCACAAAGAAUGACAAAGUGAGGGUGAGGGUUAGAUGCAAGGAUGGGUGUCAAUGGGAAGCUUAUUGUUCCAAAUUUCCAAAUGAAGAAACAUGGCAAUUAAGGAAGCUGGUUGACAAGCAUGAGUGCAGUAGAGACUACAAUGUGAAAAUGAUGACCACUAAAUGGCUAAGAAAGAGAAUUCAAAAUUCUCUGAAAAACAACCCAAGGAUGAAGAUUAAGGACAUAAAGGUAAAGGCUCAAAGGAAGUGGAAUAUGGGUGUUAAUAAGACCAAGGCUAUAAGGGUGGUAUUUAGAGCUAGAGACAUGGUUGAUGGAUCUUUCUUAGGGGAUUAUACAAGGAUAUAUCCUUAUUGUCAUGAGAUUUUAAGAGCUAACCUAUGGUCCACUGUGAAGCUUAAUGUUGAUCCAGUUCCAGAAGGUAAUGAUGACCAAAGACCAUAUUUUAGAAGAUUGUAUGUUUGCUUUGCAGCAUGUAAGGAAAGCUUCAAGUUAUCUAUACAUAUCAUAGGUCUAGAUGGUUGUUUUUUAAAAGGGCUAUGUGGUGUGAAGAUUCUGGUUGCAAUAGAUAGGAAUCCAAAUGAUCAGAUGCUCCCAAUUGCCUUUGCACUUGUAGAAGGAGAGAAUAUAGAUAAUUGGACAUGGUUUUUGCAACUGUUGAUUGAUGACCUAGGAGGGGUCUACUACCAUCCAUGGAUGAACUGUUGCCAGGUAACUAACAAAUGUGUUACCCUACUCAACAACAUGUCUGAGGCAUUCAAUCGUGUGAUCCUUGAGUCAAAGUCUAAGCCUUUAGUAACAAUGCUGGAAGAGAUCAAGACUUAUUUUAUGGAGAGGAUAUCUGAUGGACAUAUUUUUGAAGUUAAGCAUAGUAGGAACUUUAUAUUCGAAGAUUACAUUCCUCAAUACUAUAAAAAGAGUAGGUAUGUUGCAGUCUACAAACCGGUUAUAUAUCCUGUGAAUGGUUCAAAUUUAUGGGAAAGGGUACAAUAUCUAGAUGUGCAUCCUCCAAAGUACAGAAAGAUGCUUGGUAGACCAAUGAAGAAGAGGAAUAUUUCACAAGGAGAGAUUGAUGGGACCGAUAGAAAAAUUAGGAGGAUAGGGAUGAUUCUGAAGUGCAGUAGAUGCAAGAAGUCAGGGCAUAACAAAGCCAUAUGUGAGGUGACAGGGCCUGCACAACCUACUCAACAAUUUUCACAACAACCUUCUCAAGCUACUUCACACCAAACUGCUCAACAUGCUGCACAACCUACUCAACAAUCUUCACAACAACCUACUCAAGCUACUUCACAUCAAAUUGAUCAACAUGUUGCAUAA
Messenger RNA from Vicia villosa (hairy vetch), 1323 nucleotides. RefSeq lists its product as uncharacterized. The record is from RefSeq and is a predicted model, not a curated record. The transcript has 5 exons. Lineage: Eukaryota; Viridiplantae; Streptophyta; Magnoliopsida; Fabales; Fabaceae. The coding region runs from base 1 to 1323 and encodes 440 amino acids.